CACGCACGAACACCCGUCAACAGUUUCUCCGCAAAAGUCAACAAAAAUAGUCCCAGCAUUUGGAGAAAUAAACGCUUCCACAGAUCCUUGAACGAGACACAAAACAUCUCAGACUCUCUUCACUCUACCGACGACACUCUGAGGGAGGCUACGAAGACGACCACCACACACACGUACACAUACACCAACAACCAUCACAAUCAUGUCGCGCAACUCAUUCGACGAGGGUGAUGACCAAAUCACACCUCUCGCCCGCAACCUCACCUCGACCAACGAAGGCAACCGCGUCCUCCAAAUGGGCAACAUGGCCGCCGCCCGCCGCAAGAACAGCAUCCACCGCACCAGCCCCCCCAGCGAAUUCAACCGCAAUCGCUCCCCCAACAACAACAACAGCCCCAGCGACCGCGAGCAAAUACCCAGCGAACUGCCCGCCCGCAGCAAAACCUCCGGCGGCAACAUGUCGAGAUCAAAAUCUAUGAAAAAGGCCUUGGGGAGGGCAAUGUCGGUCAGACAGGCGGAACCGCAUGUCGAGCACACGAUUAGCAACAAUGGCUUUGCACCCUCGAGAUCAAAGUCUUUGCGUGCGCCUCCACCUCCUCGUCUUCAUUUGAAGAGGCAGCAGGAUGGGAAGAUGGGGGUCAAUGAGCCGAUUCCUGUUCCUGAUUUCCCUUCGCCGGGGCGUGCUCCUAGGGGUCAGCGUAUCUUUGACCCUCAGACUAUUGCAGAGGAUGAAGGUGUGAUUAUUGAAAAGGAGGGUGGAUGGGCUGUGGACAAGAAGACGCAGAAGAAGUUGGAUGAUGAGAGGGCUAGGAUUGAAGAGCAGGAACGUCAGGCUGUGUUUAGUGGUGAGGAUGGUGAUAUGAAGCACAACAAGACUGGAAGGCAACGAAGCAAGAGUUUCAAGGAGUUCUUCAGGAGAAGUUAGGCUGUCUCUCCAAAGACACUCUUCUCCCUCGUCAAUCUCCUUGUCAUAUUUGCACAUGUCCAGCCUCAUGCGAUUUACGGCCUGAGUCUACAUUAACUCACUUAAUCACCCGAUACCCAUACCAUCGCUUAGAGAUACGACAGCCGCCGAACAUCUUGACGAUUUUUGU
Messenger RNA from Aureobasidium subglaciale EXF-2481, 1094 nucleotides. RefSeq lists its product as uncharacterized. NCBI's taxonomy places the organism in Eukaryota, Fungi, Ascomycota, Dothideomycetes, Dothideales, Saccotheciaceae. Bases 203 to 925 code for a protein of 240 amino acids. The transcript has a single exon. The record is from RefSeq and is a predicted model, not a curated record.